GUUCUUGUUUGUAAAUUCAUUUCUGUUUUGUCAUAAUUUUUGUGAUCUUUAGUUGUUCAUCAUAGCUAACUUGAUAGCAGUUUAAGAUUAAAAACAUUCAUGUAACAUACCCCAAAUUGACUUGUGUGAUUUUCUCACAUUAAAAUUAGCUUGUUUGAGAUUGAUUUUGAAAUAUGUAAAACCACUUUAAAGAACAUAAAAGCACUUCUUGUAAUGUUUAUUUUUGGUGAUUUUGGAAGUGAAUCUUUAGCAACCGCUCACUACAUGAGCGAACUAAUUUUGAGUGUGUUACUUGUGAUUUAUGAUUGUCCUUUUAUUUUAUUUUUUUUAAUUUCUUGAAGACCAAUAUAUAUACAUAUCGGAAAAAAUGCAAAUUUUGCAGAGAUUGAAGAAAAUUCUUCAAUGAAAAAGAUGAAUGUUGUGCGCAUGAUGUGAACUGCGAUUCAGCUUCCCCAAGAAAUAAGGAAUGAAGAAGCAAUUGAAUUAUAAGAACAACACCUGUAGAGAUGUCACUCUGGGGAGUGAUCUUUGGACUGAUGGACUUAUUUGUGCUUUUGAGUUUGUUCGAGGCCAUAGGAAGGUCCAGACAGCACAGAAAGUUGCUAGGGAGGUAGUGAAGAAGCAACCAAUUAACGAUCAACAUAAUUCCUCACACCAAAAAAUUUAUAGGAACUGUUUAUCUGAACCAUCACAUGAUCAACAUAGUUCCUCACCCCCAAAAAUUAAUCGGAAGUGCUUAUCUGAAUCAUCACAUGAUCAGAAUAGUUCCUUGGCUGCAAAAGUUAGUGGGGAAAAUCCAUGUGAAUCUUCAUCUGGAUUAGAAUCUAGAGUUGCUGAUAAUGGUAUGUUGGAUAACCAAAAUUACAAUCAUGACUGUCAUUCAGUCUGUUCCUAUGGCAGGGAAAGCCUCCCAAAAAGUUGUUGGAUGCCAAUUGGCUGGGCUAGAAUUUUUGAAUUGGUUCAGACAAUAAAAGCUGAUGAUGGUUGGGAUGCACAGCCUUUGGACUUGCCAGACGAUGAAGAUGGUAUUGCUGUAGCUGAUGUAGCAACUCCAUACUGGGAGCGGCCAGUUGGGCCCAUUUGGUGGUGCCAUGUCGAUGCAGGUCAUCCAUUCAUCAAUUCAUGGUUGAGUAGUGCUCAGUGGUUGCAUCCUGCUAUCUGUGCUGCUUUGCGAGAUGAAAGUAAGCUGAUCAGUGAGCGAAUGAAGCACCUUUUAUACGAGGUUCCUGUUAGGGUAGCAGGUGGACUAUUGUUUGAGCUACUAGGACAGUCUGCUGGCGAUCCAUUUGUUAAUGAAGAUGACAUUCCUGUUGUUCUAAGAUCAUGGCAGGCACAGAAUUUUCUGAUCACAGCAUUGCAUGUAAAAGGGGCUGCAUCAAAUCUUAAUGUGAUAGGAAUUGCAGAAAUUCAGGAACUUCUUGUUGCUGGAGGUAGUAACAUACCACAAAAUACUCAUGAAGUCAUAGCACAUUUAGCUUGUCGGCUAGCAUGGUGGGAUGAUAGGUUAUUUCGCAAGUACAUAUUUGGGGCUGCAGAUGAAGUUGAGUUGAAGUUUGUGGACAGGAGAACCCAUGAAGAUAUGCAUCUUUUCAGUAUAAUACUGAAUCAAGAAAUCAGAAGGUUAUCAAAUCAGGUUAUAAGAGUGAAAUGGUCCCUACAUGCUAGAGAGGAAAUUAUGUUUGAGCUUUGUCAACAUUUGAAAGGAAAUGCAGCAAAGGGCUUAUUAGAAGGUAUCAUUAAGAGUACAAGGGCAAUGAUUGAAGAGCAAGAGGCAGUUCGUGGUCGCUUGUUUACAAUUCAAGAUGUCAUGCAGAGCACUGUCCGAGCGUGGUUGCAGGACAAAAGCCUCACGGUUACACAUAAUCUAGGAAUUUUUGGGGGUGGUGGCCUUGUUCUUUCCAUUAUCACUGGACUUUUUGGGAUCAAUGUGGAUGGAAUACCUGGAGCUGAGGGGUCACCAUAUGCGUUUCUGGUGUUUUCUGGCAUCCUUGCCUUUCUAGGAAUUAUGCUGAUCGGAAUUGGGAUGCUUUAUCUUGGGUUAAAAAGACCCAUCACUGAAGAAGAUGUUGAGGUCAGAAAACUAGAGCUUCAAGAGCUGGUUAAGAUGUUUCAGCAAGAGGCAGAGUCUCAUGCACAAGUUCGGAAGACUGUUCCAUCAACCAACCAGAAUACUGCAUGCAGACUUCAGGAUGGUGCAGGCUAUGUCCUCAUCUGCUGAACACACAACUUUGCUAGUCUAUCCAUAUUACUUUCUGUUGUUAAUGAAACUCUUGUUCAUUGGAAUUUUGUAUUUUUGAGCACGUUAUUAUAUAUUCUUCUUGGUCACAAACAGUUCCAUGUAUAGGAAAACAGAACCAAAAUUUUGAUGGAAGACAUACAAUUUGCACUCGAUAAAUGUUCAUCACUAUUUUCAUCA
Ziziphus jujuba (common jujube) is the source of this 2416-nucleotide messenger RNA. RefSeq lists its product as uncharacterized. The record is from RefSeq and is a predicted model, not a curated record. Gene Ontology annotation, biological process: metal ion transport; transmembrane transport. Gene Ontology annotation, cellular component: membrane. The transcript has 8 exons. Lineage: Eukaryota; Viridiplantae; Streptophyta; Magnoliopsida; Rosales; Rhamnaceae. Gene Ontology annotation, molecular function: metal ion transmembrane transporter activity. Bases 467 to 2218 code for a protein of 583 amino acids.